GUAGCCGAAGUAAGCCUUAAACAAAGCGCACAGAUUGCUGCGCACAAGCUACUUGAAGGAGCCGUCACGGAUUGCAACCUAACUGCCGAUGAUGCUUUUUUGAAUAAAGGAGUGCUUAGUACGCUUUCUAAAGUGGAUAACGUUGCGAAUUUCUGCUGUGACUGUGCAAAAGCCGCUCAUAAAGAGAUGCACAGAUCCUGGUUCAGUAGAAGUGCGAUACCCAAGCAUUAUAAGAGCAUAUAUGUUAAUGGUUUUCUCAAACGUAGCACGGAUUCGAUUGCGGGAUAUCUUUAUGAGAUGAUUCCCAACAUUAACCAGUACACGCUCGGAUGCUCUCUGGCAGGCAGGAGCUUUUUCAAUGUCUUCGGUCUCCUUGGCAGGAAAGUCUUAUGUCUGUAUGUGAGAAACGACUUGAGCAGCUUCUAAGAAAAACUAGUCUGACAGGAAAUUUCAUGGGAUUUUUUCUUAUUCGUUUUGUUUUCUAUUUGAAGACCAGAAGUAUGUUGAAGUGC
Messenger RNA from Cylicocyclus nassatus, 512 nucleotides. Lineage: Eukaryota; Metazoa; Nematoda; Chromadorea; Rhabditida; Strongylidae. The record is from the annotation of a GenBank genome assembly.